AUGAAAUGGCAUGUUAAUGGUCGUACUGAUGAUGGGGUAAUGUGGCAUCCUACUGACUCAGAUGCAUGGAAAAUGUUUAACAGUAAGCAUUUACACUUCUCAUCUGACCCUCGUAAUGUCAGACUUGGAUUAGCUGCAGAUGGGUUCAACCCCUUCGGAAUUAUGAGUACUAGUCACAGUACAUGGCCUGUCAUGUUGGUACCGUACAAUCUACCACCUUGGUUGUGCAUGAAACGGUCAUCUUUGAUUCUAUCAUUAGUUAUUCCUGUUCCUACCUCACUAGGGAUUGCUAUAGAUGUGUACUUGGAACCGUUAGUAGAAGAACUAAGGGAGUUAUGGGAUGUUGGAGUACAAGCAUACGAUGCAUCUUCAAAAGAAGAAUUCCAAUUGCGUGCAGCAUUGAUGUGGACCAUAAAUGAUUUUCCUGCAUACGCAGAUUUGUCGGGUUGGAGUACCAAAGGUGAGUUAGCGUAUCCUUCUUGUGUCGUGAAAACCGAGUCUCGAUAUUUGAGAAAUGGUCACAAAUUCUGUUACAUAGGACAUCGACGAUGGUUGGAUGUUGACCAUGAUUUCUACAAAGAUGGUAUGUCAUUUGAUGGAUCUAAUGAUACUCGAUUGGCUCCUGAACCAACAGUCACAUCUGACAUUAUUGUGGAAACUGAACAUUUACUUAGACGUUGUCUGGAGAAGAAUGUGAUGGACAAUAUACUAAGCACACUGUUGAACUUGAAGGAUAAAACAAAGGAUAAUUACAAGGCACGCCUUGACUUGGCGGACAUGGGGAUAAGGAGUGAACUGCACCUACAACGAAAAAGUGAUGAUCAGUAUACCAUACUGGCCGCAUGUUUUCAUAUGACUUCAUUGGAGAUAGAUGGUUUCUUGCAAGUUUUGAAGGACGUAACAGUGCCCGAUGUGUACGCUUCCAAUAUCUCACGCCGUGUGAAUAUGAAAGAACGCAAGAUUUCUGGUUUGAAGAGUCAUGAUAAUCACAUAUUGAUGCAGCAACUUUUUCCCAUAGCAUUACGUGGGUCUUUGCCAUCUCAUGUUACUAGGCCUUUGAUAAAGUUAGCUUGCUUCUUUAGAGAAAUUUGUUCCAAAACCCUUAUGGUUUCAGAUAUUGUGUCUAGUGAGGCAGAGAUUGCAGUGACAUUGUGUGAAUUGGAAAAGAUAUUUCCUCCAUCCUUCUUUACAAUGAUGGUACAUUUGGUCAUGCACUUAGCUGCUGAAGCUAAGAUUGGUGGUCCAGUGCACUACCGUUGGAUGUAUCCCAUUGAGAGGUACCUCUCACGUCUUAAGUCUUACGUACGAAAUAGAGCUGCAUCGGAAGGGUCUAUUGCUGAAGGAUACAUAGUAGAGGAGUGCUUAACAUUUUGUUCAUGGUAUAUGGAAGAAGUUGAAACUAUAUUCAAUCGACCCUCCAGGAUGAUUGAGGAGGCAACGGGGGUGAUGUCACUCAUUGGUGCUGAUAAGGAAAGGGAGGGAGUUAGUGAUACCUUUGUUGCAUUGUCCAAAUGGCCGUAUAUUUAUGAAAAGCGGUUCAAGCAUUAUGUAAUAAAUGGCUUAAAAUUUAGGAGUGUAAAUGAUGAGGCAAACAGGAAAACGCAGAAUAGUGGAGUUAGUGUCGCUAUUGAUGGGGGCAAUACUUACUAUGGUAUUUUAAGUGAUAUAAUCGAGUUGAAUUAUUCUGACAAUAUCAAACAUAUGUUAUUUAAGUGUAAAUGGGUUCAUGACCAACAUAGGAGAGGAUAUAGGACCGAUGAAUUUGGGUUUCCUAUGGUAAACUUUACACACUUCAUACAUGGUGGGGAUAAAAUGAUGGAUGAACCAUAUGUCUUGGCAUCUCAAGCUCCACAAGUUUUUUAUGUGGAAGAUAAAAGGCACAAGGAUUGGUAUGCUGUUGUCAAAACUAAAGCUAGGGACAUGUUUGAUGCUGGUGUUGGUCCCCAACGUGAGGAGGAUGACACAUAUAGUUUUUCUGAAAAUGUUCUCUACAAUAUAAGUACUAAUGAGGUUGUGAGUGACCAUCGUCGUUGGGCUCGAGAUGAUCUAAAGGGAAUGACAAUUGAUGCCUCCAUCAUUGCUGAAAGAGAUCUUCAUGGAGUAAACAAUGAAGAUGAGUUUAUUGACGAUGAGUCUGACAAUGAAGAUGACAACAAGGAUGAGUACACCGAGGAUGAGUAG
Molecule: messenger RNA, 2181 nt
Organism: Quercus lobata
Lineage: Eukaryota; Viridiplantae; Streptophyta; Magnoliopsida; Fagales; Fagaceae
Exons: 4
Coding region: 1-2181 (726 amino acids)
Source: RefSeq, a predicted model, not a curated record